Molecule: messenger RNA, 345 nt
Organism: Staurois parvus
Lineage: Eukaryota; Metazoa; Chordata; Amphibia; Anura; Ranidae
Source: the annotation of a GenBank genome assembly
UCAUGCUGCUGCCAGGUCCAGAGUCUCUCAUGGGUCCCUGUACGGCCUCCCAUUGCUGCUGUCUCCAUCGCCACACUCUGCCAUGUGCCACUUUCAGGUCUCCUCACACUGCUGGUGUGUUCCAUUUUUUGUCAUAGGGUGCUGGCAGAUUACGGCCCUCCCAUAGCUGCUGCCAGGCCCCUAAUCUGCCAUGGGCCCCUGUACCGCCUCCUCAUGCUGCUGCCAGGUCCACAGUCUCUCAUGGGUCCCUGUACGGCCUCCCAUUGCUGCUGUCUCCAUCGCCACACUCUGCCAUGUGCCACUUUCAGGUCUCCUCACACACUGCUGGUGUGUUCCAUUUUUUGU